GGAAUUACAUGUGAAUCGAUCUGGGAAGAGCACAGCUGUCACAAGCGUGCGGGACAACAUAUUACAAGCUCAUAGCUGCUUACGGAUCUCAUCUGUUCGCCAGUUUGUCAUCAAUCCAACAGAAUGGCUCGUGGACAUCAGAAAAUCCAGUCUCAGCAGAAAAACGCCAAGAAGCAGGCAGAGAUCAAGAAAUCCAAAGGCCACGACCAGAAGACCGCAGCGAAAGCGGCACUGGUGUUCACAUGUGCUGUCUGCAGGUCACAAAUGCCAGAUCCCAAGACCUUCAAGCAGCAUUUUGAGAGCAAGCACCCCAAGAGUCCUCUUCCCCCAGAGCUGGAGGGUGUGGAGGCAUGAGCAGCCCACACACCGGACCGGAGGCUGAGUGUAUAAAACACCACACCAUAAGAGUCCUGAUCUCAGAUUUUAUUCAGCAGGACACGAUCAGCUCUUACCUGAGUUUUAUACAUGCAUCCUCCUCUACGCCGCAGACGUGAAUCCCGUGGAUCAAAGACUGAUGACGUUUGGCUUCCCUCUCAACACUGUUUCAGAGCACUUGCCUUGGCUACGAUCAGAUCAGUGUAUUACCUCAACCUGCACUCACACGCUUUUCUUUUCUCAUCUCGCUGGUGUAAUUUAACAGAUGAAGAUGUUAGAAGAACACUACCAGUCAGUUGAUCAUCGAUAAUAUAAAUGUGGUAGUCUCAGACAUAUUUGUCUGCUUUUUUUUUUUUUUGCUUGUUAAAAAAAGUCAUAGGUGAGUGCAAAUGGAUAUGGGAACGAUUUCCCUCUACUUGACGUUUAGCCUGGGCUGGGAAUUUCUCUCUCUUUUUAUAUUUUACUUUAAUUUUCUUCUUAACUAACUUUGAUUUUCACCAAAAAAAAAAAGAAAUCUCAAUUAGUCCGAAUCAAACUUGGUUUUCUGUCCACUGUAGACUGGAAUCUAAUGCGUUUUCUGUAAAAUCACUGGAUGUGCCCGAGGUCACUGUAUUCUUAAUUUAAUGUUGCUGCAGAUCUUAUUUCUCUUUGGAAUUGUCUCAAACAACGUCGCCUCAAUGUUUGAUAUUCCUGCUCAAGCCACCUGGUUUCCACACCAAUGUAAUAUAUCUCUUUAAUAAAAUUUAACUUUGUUUAAAAAAAAAAGUUGUGAGGCAUGUCUUCGACGAAGCUGCUAAAAUCACUGUUGACCAUUGUGAAAGUCUAAAAAUCUUUGUCUAAAUAUGAGUCCUCUUAAGCAAUGAAAGUAGAGUUGACAGUGGCAACAGGAAAAUGGUUUUUAGGACAGUUGCUAUGCAUCAUUACCUUGGCAAUAAACAGCAGGUCAUUAAUCACCGAAGAAGCCAACAGAAUCAGGCUUUGUUUGGAUUGUAUUGCAUGCGGGGUCGUGUUAACUGAUUUUCAAACACUGUAAAAAGUGCCAAACUGUCAUUAUUUUCCUAAUGAGCUAUUUUAGCAUAAUUUAACCAAUAAAAUAAAAAAAUUACCAAAUAAAAAAGAUUUAAUGGUAUAAAUUAAUGUAUGUUGGUUAAUUACAUGUGCAUAUUUUACUUGAUAAAAUCAAGUUUCGUUUUUAGUGCAUGAACUCAAAGUUACAUAAUGAUUGUUAUGUGCAGUGCUGUCAUUAGAUUGUUGAAAAUCCUUUUCAUUAAUUGAAAUAAAAAUAUUUUGUGCAAACAUGUAAA
Danio aesculapii is the source of this 1679-nucleotide messenger RNA. It is a transcript of the gene znf706, whose product is annotated as zinc finger protein 706. Lineage: Eukaryota; Metazoa; Chordata; Actinopteri; Cypriniformes; Danionidae. The transcript is spliced from 3 exons. The record is from RefSeq and is a predicted model, not a curated record. Bases 124 to 354 code for a protein of 76 amino acids.